Messenger RNA from Austrofundulus limnaeus, 1507 nucleotides. Its product is annotated as heterogeneous nuclear ribonucleoprotein A0. Gene Ontology annotation, molecular function: mRNA 3'-UTR binding. Gene Ontology annotation, biological process: mRNA splicing, via spliceosome. The transcript has a single exon. Lineage: Eukaryota; Metazoa; Chordata; Actinopteri; Cyprinodontiformes; Rivulidae. Gene Ontology annotation, cellular component: catalytic step 2 spliceosome. The record is from RefSeq and is a predicted model, not a curated record. The coding region runs from base 66 to 959 and encodes 297 amino acids.
CAGACGUUCAUCGAAGGAGGAGGAGGAAUAGUCUCGUGGUUCCCAUCCUUUCCAGAAAUUCAACAAUGUCGAGCAAGCUGUGUAAGCUUUUUGUGGGGGGACUCAAUGUGGAAACCACGAACGGUGGCCUCCGUUCGUACUUCGAGCAGUACGGGACGCUGACCGACUGCGCCGUGGUCAUGAACCAGCAGCUCGGGCGCUCCCGCUGCUUCGGCUUCAUCACCUACUCGACACCGGAGGAGGCCGACUCGGCAAUGGCUGCUAAGCCACAUGUGGUCGAUGGCAACAACGUGGAGCUGAAACGGGCCAUAGCGCGGGAGGACGCCAACAACCCGGACAUUCUUGCUAACGUGAAGAAAAUCUUUGUCGGCGGCGUGAAAGACCACAUCGAGGAGGGGAAUCUGACGGAGUAUUUCUCGCAGUUCGGCGUGGUGGAGAAGGCAGAAAUCAUGACCGACAAGCAGGGCAGGAGGAGAGGCUUCGGUUUUGUCUACUUCGACGACACCGACUCCGCCACCAAAGCGGUGCUCGACAAAUACCACACCAUCGAAGGGAGCAAGGUGGAGGUAAAGAAGGCUCUCACUAAGCAGGAAAUGUCCGGUGGAGGAGGCCGCGGUGGAGGAAGGGGCCGAGGCAGGGGAAUGCCGAGCUACGGUGGCGGGAGAGGAGGUGGCGGCUAUGGAGGCGGCUACGGAGGCGGCUAUGAAGGUGGCUACGGCUAUGGCGGCGGCUACUACGGAGAUGGAAGCGGCGGCGAUGGAGGCGGCGGCGGCUACGGUGGUUACGGGGGAUACAACGGGUUCGACAACCAAAUGGGAGGCGGGUACAGCAACGGUGACUUUGGGGAGAGCUACGGACAGCAGCAGUCAAGCUUUGGCGCGAUGAAAGGGGAUAAUUAUUCGUACAGGAGCGCGGCUCCAUACAGAGGCAGGGGUGGGGGAUUCGGCGGGGGCUAUUAGUGGCACCGUGAAAGCUAAAAGAAAAAAAAUGUAAUUAUGUAGACAUGACGUAAAACAUAAUCUACAUCCUCACAGUCCAGGGUCUUUUGUUGAUUUACAGAUGUUCCUACCACCCACUGAAUGAAUGAAUGAGCCCCUCUGUGUUCACUUCAAAUUGACUCUACAGCUGAUUUCUCGAACUGUAUGUUGUGUUGGUUGAUCUCUUUAUUGUAUCAUUUGUGAAGUUGUAAUCUUCAACCUCUGCUUCUUUUUUUGCAAACCAGAUGUGAUUAUUUUUGUAUCAUGAGCUCAGGGUUACAGUUAAAGAUGGUGGCAGUGUUUCAUUGUCAGCAUGAUGCUUGAUCGCUUGAGUUUCUUGAUUUUUAUUGAAAAUGUUUUUUGUGACUUGCAGGUUUUCAGAGAAACGUCACAGUUUGUUCACUGUAUGUUACUGUGUUAGAGUUUCUUUGCCGUCCCAUUGUAGGCUUCUUAGGUCACAAUUGUUUAGGUAAUUUGUUUCCCUUUGAAGUUCUUUUAUUAUUAAAUCUUUUUAAUGUUUUGAACAUCUA